GCCAGAAGCCUUCGCUAGCAAUUCCAUCUUCUUUGAGAGGGACGGAGGCCGGCCGGCCGAUCGAUCGAUCGAGCCCCCAGCAGGUAGCAGCUGCACGUAGGAGAGCGCCAUGGCGGAGGAGCUGCAUCAAGUGCCGCCGCCGCUUGGCUACUUGGAGGCGGAUGAUGAUGGACCUCUGCGCCGCCGGGACCGGGAGUCCAUGGUGAACAAGCUCAUCUCCACCGUCUACUCCGGGCCCACCAUCAGCGACAUAGAGAGCGUGCUCUCCUUCACCGGCGGCGGCGCCCAUCAUCAUCAGAAUAUUAAUCAGCUGGCUGAUGAUGCCAUGGAUAACUACAGCUCCGCCGGCGUCGUCUCCACCAGCCCACCGGUGGUUUUCUCCCCUAAGACGGAGGUAUUGAGCAAGAUGGAGAACAAGUACACGCUCAAGAUCAAGACCUGUGGGAACGGCCUUCUUGCAGAGGAUGGCUACAAAUGGAGGAAAUACGGGCAGAAAUCCAUCAAGAACAGCCCCAACCCAAGGAGCUACUACCGUUGCACGAACCCUCGGUGCAACGCCAAGAAGCAGGUGGAGCGCGCGAUGGACGAGGCGGACACGCUGCUCGUCACCUACGAAGGUCUCCACCUGCACUACACCUACUCCCACUUCCUCCUGCAACACCAGCAGCAGCAAGCUGCUCCGGAUCCUCCUCCUGCACGGCCACCAGCAGCAGCAGGAGGAGGAGGAAGCACCAGCAAGAAGCCCAAGCUGCUGCAGCCGCGCGGCUGCCCAGCAGCAGCACCCAUCAUUGACGACGACGACGCCGCCGCCGCAGCAGGAGACCUAGACCUGUUCCUCCUCCACGGCGGCGGCGGCGGCCGCAGCAGCAGAAGCAGCCCAAGCAGGUGCUGGCAGCAUGCUGCAGCAACCUCACCAAGAAGAAGAGACGAUGGACUGACGAUGCCGCUAGGGGUGUUCCCUCAGCAAGAAACGGACGAAGACGGCUGCGGCUUUGUUGAUCAUCAUCGUCGUCGUCAGCAUACCUGCAGUAAUAAUAAUAAAGGGGGGCUGCUGGAAGACGUUGUGCCGCUGCUUGUCCGGCGCCCCUGCAGCAGCACCAGCACCCCAAUUACCAUCAGCCGCAGCUCCUCGCCGCCGCCGUCCCUCUCGACCACGACGACGGCGGCGUCGUCCUCCGUCUCAUGGAAUAAUAACCCAACGUCGCCCUACAGCAUCGACAUGGCCAUACUCUCCAACAUCUUCUGAAUUCGAUCGCACCGCCAAGCUUGCAGAUCGACAACAUCUCUAGCUAAUUAAUUAUAUAUAGUCUUGUUUGUCGGGCCUCGUAUGUACCAGCUUCUGUUUUAUAUAUAUCACAAUUUAGACAUCA
Panicum virgatum (switchgrass) is the source of this 1370-nucleotide messenger RNA. RefSeq lists its product as uncharacterized. The transcript is spliced from 3 exons. Gene Ontology annotation, molecular function: sequence-specific DNA binding; DNA-binding transcription factor activity. Lineage: Eukaryota; Viridiplantae; Streptophyta; Magnoliopsida; Poales; Poaceae. The coding region runs from base 110 to 1246 and encodes 378 amino acids. Gene Ontology annotation, biological process: regulation of DNA-templated transcription. The record is from RefSeq and is a predicted model, not a curated record.